GCCCCCGAAGACGGAGACGUCAAGCUCCUUCAAAGCUGACAUGGAGGCUUUGGAUUCGGAGGUGGACACGCUGUAUGAAGACACCGUCUACAUGGUUCAGCACUGGAUAGGCGAGCGCGAGAACGAAGAUGAGAAUAACAUCUCAAGGAACCAGCUUCUGAUCUAUGUGCAGCAGGUCUUCAAUAAAAGUGUGGACGAGCACCUCGCAGCUGUGAACAAAGUCAAGAAUCGUGCGCCUCCAUCCUACACGCUGUUUGUGGAGGUGAUCGAGGCCAGAAACCUUGCAGCAAAGGAUGUCAAUGGUUUCAGUGACCCCUACUGCAUCUUUGGAAUGAUCCAGGGGUCAGGAAACAGAGAGGUGACGCCGAACGCGUGGGAUGCUGCCGACAAGAAGAAGAAGAGGCACAGCGACGCCAAACCGUUGGCAGAGGAGAACAAGUGCUCGUUCAGCAAGUCCACGUGCAUGACCAAGAUCAAAACAAAGACGCUCAACCCCGUCUGGAACGAGAGCUUCAGCUUAGAUGUGACGGACAUAAAAAAUGGAGUAUUUCAUCUGGACAUUUGGGACUAUGACGAGGACUUGACUGUUGUGGACGCCGUCAAGACACUGCACGAAGUGCACACGAUUAAAGGCGUCCACAGGUAUUUGAAGCAGGUGGUCAAGUCGGUGAAGAGCCACUCAGCCAAGGAGGAGGAGGACGACGGCGCGGCGGACGAUUUCCUGGGCUGCGUUGACAUCUCCCUGAAGGAACUGUCGUUGGCUGGAAGGGAGGAGUGGUUCCAUUUGCAGAAGCAGCCGAGCUUCAGUAACGUGUCCGGCGACUGCCACCUCUCGCUCCACAUUUCUGCUAAAGAGGCGUCCAGUGCGGGCGGGUCGGCGAGUUACAACAGCAAUGCUCCGCCAAAGCAGAGGCACCCUCUGAAGAUACAGCUGGUGCUCCUCACUGUGUUGCUGCGACAUGAACUCAAGGUCAUGAGGGAGGUUCAAGAUUGGAGUGGCGAGCUGAGCACGGGGGCCACACGGAUAUUGGCGCUGAACAGCAUGCAAACGGGCUUGACGUCGUCUCAGAAAGCCAUGGCACGCUGGAUCGUGUACAGCACGGAGCUGUGCAGCAGAGGCGUCCACUAUGAGAUGCUGCAGCCGUGCCUUGAGGAGAUGCAGCGGACCUGGAAACGGUUGGAUGCGCAGAGCCCAGAGGCCCAGCUGCUGUGCGCGAGCUUCACUGCCUACGUCGAUGGCCUUCUCAGCAAGCUCCGUCAGAUUCCCGCCCUCCCUGCCGGGUCGGAGGACGCCACCGCCAAGCUGCAAGCCAUGCUCUGUGUGUUGGCGCAGCUCUAUAAGACUGAAGCCUUUCAGCAGCUGUGCGCUUAUCACGGUGACCUGGAGGGACUGAUUACCACUGCCAUUCAGGAAGGCACUGGAAGCUGGUACAAAUCCUUGGCGCAACCAGACAAAGAUGCCCAGGAGAACGCGUCUGAGGAUGCGGCGGCGGUGGCGAUGCGAGGCGAGCGAGAGCGGCUCACACAGCUGAGUGCCAUCGUCGAGAAGGUCACCGCCGAGCUGGGCCUCAAGAAACGCUGCUACCAAGAGCUCUUCCUGCGAUCUGUGAAUGUGGACUAUUUCAACAUCGUUUACUGCCUCCUGGAGACAUUGGUGGCUGACACUGUCCAGCGCGUCGCAGAAGACAUGUCCCAGCUGCUCAAGGACGCCGAGGAUGGGCACUCUGAUUGCGAGGUCGGAGAAAUGCUCUUCGUGGUCUACGUCCACCUCAAAGAGCUGCACGGUCUCCAUCAGCACGUCACAGACAGGGCUACGGAGACGCUGGCCUUGUUCGGCUUCCACAAGUGGUUCCAGCCGGCCAUAAACAAGUGGUUCGUGGUCAUCCAGCAGAAGAUUCACGAUCGCAUCCGGAAGGCUGUCAGCAUAGACUCGCUGGAGGCGAUGGACAGCCUGGUCUUUCACAGCACCUCCGCCGUGGACACGGCCACCUGCCUCUCCCAGCUCGAGAAGUUCUGGCACAAUCUGGCGUGGCCCGAGCCGCUGGAAGCCUUCGUCCUCGCCACCAAACUCACCCAGGACAUCUGUGACGCCAGCGUCGCUUAUGCCACACUCAUCCAUCAGAAGCUGGAGCAGUGUCCAGCCGAGCCUGCUGGCAGAGAGAGCAAAGUGUCGACGCAGCUGUGCGCCGUGGUGGGCGACCUGGACUUCGUGCGGGAGAAGCUCCUGCUGUUCCCCGAGCAGCUGGGCUGGGAGGAGUUCGGGGCGGCGAUCGGAGACCACGGCAAGCAGGUGCAGACGGCGCUGUACGGGCAGCUUCACGGAGCCCAGGACGACCUCGCCUGCCAAGCCAACGACAUCCUUACCAGCGUGCCCACGCGGAUGCUUUUGGAUCUUAAGCAGCGAGUGGCAUCCCUCGUGAAUGCACCAGACUACAUUCAACCCCCAGAGGCUCUGUCACCGCUGAUUGAGUAUCUUGAAGCAAGCCUCUUCACGUUCAACCAAAGACUCUCGAACGAGCGGUGCAUCAGGAUAAUGCAGACAGUGUGGACUGCUCUUCUAGACAUUUUCACGGACGCCGUUCGGAGUCGCCAGUCCCACUGCGUGUCGUUUGACGUCCGUUUCCAUUACUCGCUGCUGGCGCUGCGCGAGACGUUCCACGCAGAUGGGGAAGGACUGCUGCCGGCGGUGCUGGAGAGCGACGCGUUUCAGGUGCUGGAAAAGAAACUCCGUCUCAAGACGUUGUCCACGGUGGAGCUCAUCGAGGAGUUCUACCUGGAGAGGAUAAAAGAGCAGGAGCUGUGUCACCAAAGCGGCCUGGGGGAGUUGAGGGUGCGCUGCUGGCACGCGGAGAGCAGGCUGCACGUGGAGGUGCUCAACGGAAUGGGGCUGCCGGCGAUGGACUCCAACGGCCUGAGCGACCCCUUCGUGACGUUGGAUCUCUGCCCGCAUCACCACUUCCCGCUCGCCAAAAGCGCGCGCACACAAACCCAAAGCAACACUCUGAACCCCAUCUUCGGCGAGACGUUUGAAUUCCCCGUCAGCGAGGAGCAGUGCCGGAGCCGCUCGGCCUGCGUCCUGAUGACGGUCAUGGACUUCGACCUCUUCACGGCCAACGACUACAUCGGGCAGACGGUGCUCCGCCUCGACGAUGUGGCCUGCGUGGACACGCGGGCGGCCCCGCCGGAACUGCCCCAGCGCAGCCUGCCUCUCAUGGACAAAAGUCUGCAUGCAGAUAUCGAUAUACUCCAGAUUUUGGAAGAAAGAAGCGAUGAAAAAGAUGUGCAAGAACUUCUUAAGAAGUGGAAAUAGCCACAGCACAUUCGCACUAAGCAAUUGCAGAAUGUGAAAAUGUAUACAGUGUAUGGGAAUGAAAAUGCCGCAUUUCACAGUUGUCAAUUUUACAACGACAAAAUAAAUUGCCAAGAUGUGUAUCCAAAUAUGCGUUGGGGAAAAGUCUACUCCUUGAAAGCAAAGCGUGGAGACGGCAAAUUGGGGGUGGGAGAGCUCCCUCCUCCCUCCUGUGCUGCGUCGUUCCCUCCACUCAGCUUGGUCCACCUCCUGACUGGACAUCGCCCCAUGGAAACCUUCCCAGCCGAGUUGUCCUCCGACUAGGUAGGCAUGACCCAGUUUCUAAUCGUCAUCCAGCCCGUGGAGUUACCCAGUGUAGAGGUUUGGCAACGAAACUGCCGAAAAUAUAAAUAUUUUUUUCUUUCGAAUUUGGCAAAAAAAAUAAAACCCCUCAAUAUUUCAAGAGCCGCAAUGCACUGGCGAAGAAUACGAGACGGACAGCC
This is a messenger RNA of Lethenteron reissneri (Far Eastern brook lamprey), 3792 nucleotides long. RefSeq names its product BAI1-associated protein 3-like. Gene Ontology annotation, cellular component: secretory vesicle. The record is from RefSeq and is a predicted model, not a curated record. NCBI's taxonomy places the organism in Eukaryota, Metazoa, Chordata, Hyperoartia, Petromyzontiformes, Petromyzontidae.